AUGUUAUUCUCUCUUAUCCCUCAGGUUGAGGAUACUGUGAAUCUGGUAAAGAGAAUAGAAAAAACUGGUAUUGCUGCCAUUGCAGUGCAUGGAAGGAAGAAGGAGGAGAGGCCUCAGCACCCUGUCCACUGUGAUGUGAUCAAAGCCAUAUCUGAAGCAGUCUCCAUUCCAGUAAUAGCAAAUGGAGGAUCUCAUGACUUCAUCAAAGAAUAUACAGACAUUGAGACCUUCCAGAAAGCAACAGCUGCCUCAUCAGUAAUGAUAGCUCGUGCUGCCAUGUGGAACCCUUCUAUCUUCAGAAAAGAGGGUCUUUUCUCCUUGAAGGAAGUCAUGCAAGAUUACAUCAAAUACGCAGUGAGAUAUGAUAAUCACUAUACCAACACAAAAUACUGUUUGUGUCAGAUGUUAAGAGAACAGCUGGAAACUACUGAGGGUAAGAAGCUGCAUGCUGCGCAGUCCACACAGGAGAUCUGUGAAGUCUUUGAAAUGGCUGACUUCUAUGAAGAAACAACAGCUGUUUUCAAAGCAAAGAAAACAUCUUUAGAAACUGAGACACAAGAUGAAGAUGACCAAAUGGAAGAUCCAGAUGUAAUAAAAAUGGCUGUUAGAUUUGACAAGCGAGAAUAUCCACCACAGAUUACUCCAAAAAUGUAUCUUCUGGAAUGGUGCAGGAAAGAAAAGCAUCCUCAGCCUGUUUACGAAACUGUUCAAAGACCACUGGAUAGAUUAUUCUGUUCAGUAGUGACAGUAGCUGCGCAAAAAUACAGAUCAACUCUGUGGGACAAGUCAAAGAAACUAGCAGAACAGGCUGCAGCUAUUGUCUGUCUGAGAACAUUGGGUGUCCCUGAGGGAAAGCUGUGUGAGGGAGAAAAUCACCUGAUUAACAAACGCAAGAGGGAAGACCAGGAGCGCUUGAAUAACAGAGACCAUGGAGAAGAUCUUGCUGAGCCUUCCCAUAAAAAAGCUAGUUUUAUUGAAGAAACUUCUGACACGAAUGUGCCUAAGAUGUCACUAUAGCAUGGAAAUUAGAGGUUUCACGCCUAUGCAGUUACAAAUUAGCUCCUAUUUGUAUAUCUUGCUGUUCACGUUUCAUUUGGAUUCUCAGAGACAGAUAAAUUCCCCAGUUGUGAAAAAUGCCAAUGAGAUGUUUACUGUUUGCCACUCGCUAUCCCUAUGGUGCCUUUCAGACAGGAAAAAUUAGCAACUUGAUUUUAAAGAACACUGAGAAGAUUAUCCCAAAUAAUAAAAUUUUUAAAAAUAUCAGAUAUUUUCACAGCAA
Messenger RNA from Balearica regulorum gibbericeps (East African grey crowned-crane), 1279 nucleotides. Lineage: Eukaryota; Metazoa; Chordata; Aves; Gruiformes; Gruidae. The record is from RefSeq and is a predicted model, not a curated record.